AUGGCUGCCCCGCACCGCCAGCCGGAGAGCGCUAUCAAUGAUGCCGAGUUCAUCGAGGACCACGCCGGGCACCACCAGGACUCCGUCCACCGGCGCCUGCGUGCCAACUCGACGAUUAUGCACUUUCAGAAGAUCCUGGUCGCCAACCGUGGUGAAAUCCCCAUUCGUAUUUUCCGAACAGCUCACGAGCUGUCCCUGCAGACGGUCGCUGUCUUCUCCCAUGAAGACCGUCUCUCCAUGCAUCGUCAGAAGGCCGAUGAGGCCUACAUGAUUGGCCAGCGUGGUCAGUACACCCCCGUCGGUGCCUACUUGGCCGGCGACGAGAUCAUCAAGAUCGCCCAGGAGCACGGCGUGCACCUGAUUCACCCCGGCUACGGCUUCCUUUCGGAGAACGCCGACUUUGCCCGAAAGGUCGAGAAGGCGGGCAUUGUUUUCGUAGGCCCGACCCCCGACACCAUUGACGCCCUGGGUGACAAGGUCUCUGCCCGUCGGGCGGCCAUCAAGUGCAAUGUCCCGGUUGUUCCCGGUACGGAGGGCCCCGUCGAGCGCUUCGAGGAGGUCAAGUCCUUUACGGACGAGUAUGGCUUCCCCAUUAUCAUCAAGGCCGCCUUCGGUGGUGGUGGCCGUGGUAUGCGUGUCGUGCGCGACCAGUCAGAGCUGCGCGAUUCCUUCGAGCGUGCCACCUCCGAGGCCAAGACUGCCUUUGGUAACGGUACCGUCUUUGUCGAGCGCUUCCUUGACAAACCCAAGCACAUUGAAGUCCAGCUGCUCGGUGAUAACCAAGGUAACGUCGUUCACUUGUUCGAGCGUGACUGCUCCGUUCAGCGUCGUCACCAGAAGGUCGUCGAAAUUGCUCCUGCUAAGGACCUCCCCGUCGAGGUCCGUGACAAGAUUUUGUCCGAUGCCGUGAAGCUGGCCAAGUCGGUCAAGUACCGCAACGCCGGUACCGCCGAGUUCCUGGUCGACCAGCAGAACCGCUACUACUUCAUUGAGAUCAACCCCCGUAUCCAGGUCGAGCACACCAUCACGGAGGAGAUCACUGGGAUUGAUAUCGUUGCUGCUCAGAUUCAGAUUGCUGCCGGUGCUACUCUGGAGCAGCUCGGCCUGACCCAGGACCGCAUCUCCACCCGCGGUUUCGCCAUUCAGUGCCGCAUCACUACUGAGGACCCCUCCAAGGGCUUUUCCCCCGACACCGGUAAGAUCGAGGUCUACCGCUCUGCCGGUGGUAACGGUGUCCGUCUGGACGGUGGUAACGGUUUCGCGGGUGCCAUCAUCACCCCUCACUAUGACUCCAUGCUGGUCAAGUGCACAUGCCGUGGCUCUACCUACGAGAUUGUGCGCCGCAAGAUGCUUCGUGCUCUUGUGGAGUUCCGUAUUCGCGGUGUCAAGACCAACAUUCCCUUCCUCGCUUCCCUGCUGAGCCAUCCCGUCUUCAUCGAUGGUACCUGCUGGACCACUUUCAUCGAUGACACCCCCGAGCUCUUCGCUUUGGUCAGCUCUCAGAACCGUGCCCAAAAGCUGCUCACCUACCUCGGUGACGUUGCCGUCAACGGCAGCAGCAUCAAGGGUCAGAUCGGCGAGCCCAAGUUCAAGGGCGAGAUCAUCAAGCCCGUCCUCAAGGAUUCUGCAGGUAAUACCAUAGACGUUUCGCAGCCCUGCCAGAAGGGCUGGAAGCAGAUUAUCGAUUCCCAGGGCCCUGACGCCUUUGCCAAGGCUGUUCGCGCCAACAAGGGCUGCUUGAUCAUGGACACCACCUGGCGUGAUGCCCACCAGUCGCUGCUCGCUACCCGUGUGCGUACCAUCGACAUGCUUAACAUCGCGCACGAGACUAGCCACGCUCUCCAGAACGCUUACAGUCUGGAGUGCUGGGGUGGCGCUACCUUCGACCUCCGCAAGGCCGUUCCCAACAUUCCCUUCCAGAUGUUGCUGCGCGGCGCCAACGGCGUUGCCUACUCCUCUCUUCCCGACAACGCCAUCUACCACUUCUGUAAGCAGGCUAAGAAGUACGGUGUUGACAUCUUCCGUGUCUUCGAUGCUCUGAACGACGUCGACCAGCUCGAGGUCGGCAUCAAGGCUGUUCAGGAGGCUGGUGGUGUGGUCGAGGCCACCAUCUGCUACAGCGGUGACAUGUUGAACCCCGCUAAGAAGUACAACCUUGAUUACUACCUCUCCCUGGUUGACCGCGUUGUCAAGCUGGGCACCCACGUUCUCGGUAUCAAGGAUAUGGCCGGUGUUCUGAAGCCCCAAGCUGCUCGUCUGCUGGUUGGCUCCAUCCGCGAGCGCUACCCCGACCUUCCCAUCCACGUUCACACCCACGACUCCGCUGGUACUGGUGUGGCUUCCAUGAUUGCCUGCGCCCAGGCUGGCGCUGACGCCGUCGAUGCCGCCACUGACAGCUUGUCCGGUAUGACCUCUCAGCCCAGCAUCGGUGCCAUCCUGGCCUCGCUUGCCGGUACCGAGCAAGACCCCCAACUCGACGCGGCUCACGUCCGCGCCCUGGACACCUACUGGGCUCAGCUCCGUCUGCUCUACUCUCCCUUCGAGGCUGGUCUCACCGGCCCCGAUCCCGAGGUCUACGAGCACGAGAUCCCCGGUGGCCAGCUGACCAACCUGAUCUUCCAGGCCAGCCAGCUCGGUCUCGGUCAGCAGUGGGCCCAGACCAAGAAGGCCUACGAGCAGGCCAACGACCUCCUUGGCGACAUCGUCAAGGUUACCCCGACCUCCAAGGUUGUCGGUGACCUGGCCCAGUUCAUGGUCUCCAACAAGUUGACCCACGAGGACGUCAUCGAGCGCGCCGGCGAGCUAGACUUCCCCGGCUCCGUGCUCGAGUUCCUCGAGGGUCUCAUGGGCCAGCCUUACGGUGGCUUCCCCGAGCCUCUACGCUCCAAGGCCCUCCGUGACCGCCGCAAGCUCGAGAAGCGUCCCGGUCUUUACCUCGAGCCUCUCGACCUUCCUGGUAUCAAGAACCAGCUCCGUGAGAAGUUCGGCGCCGCGACUGAAUGCGAUGUUGCCUCUUACGCCAUGUAUCCCAAGGUGUUCGAAGACUAUCGCAAGUUCGUGCAGAAGUACGGCGAUCUCUCCGUUCUGCCCACGCGCUACUUCCUCGCCAGGCCCGAGAUUGGCGAGGAGUUCCACGUUGAGUUGGAGAAGGGCAAGGUCCUCAUUCUCAAGCUUCUCGCUAUCGGUCCCCUCUCCGAGCAGACUGGUCAGCGUGAGGUCUUCUACGAAGUCAACGGUGAAGUUCGCCAGGUCAGUGUCGACGACCAGAACGCUUCCAUUGACAACAUCGCCCGCCCCAAGGCCGACGCCGCCGAUAGCAGCCAGGUCGGCGCGCCUAUGAGCGGUGUUGUUGUCGAGAUCCGGGUGCACGACGGCCACGAGGUGAAGAAGGGUGACCCUAUUGCGGUGCUGAGCGCCAUGAAGAUGGAAAUGGUCAUCUCUGCUCCUCACAGCGGCAAGGUCUCCGGUCUUCUUGUCAAGGAGGGUGACUCUGUCGACGGCCAGGACCUCAUUUGCAGGAUUGGCAAGGCAUAA
This is a messenger RNA of Penicillium maclennaniae, 3534 nucleotides long. RefSeq names its product pyruvate carboxylase. The record is from RefSeq and is a predicted model, not a curated record. NCBI's taxonomy places the organism in Eukaryota, Fungi, Ascomycota, Eurotiomycetes, Eurotiales, Aspergillaceae. The coding region runs from base 1 to 3534 and encodes 1177 amino acids. Gene Ontology annotation, molecular function: pyruvate carboxylase activity; metal ion binding; ATP binding. The transcript has 3 exons. Gene Ontology annotation, biological process: gluconeogenesis; pyruvate metabolic process. Gene Ontology annotation, cellular component: cytoplasm.